Molecule: messenger RNA, 2572 nt
Organism: Bipolaris sorokiniana ND90Pr
Lineage: Eukaryota; Fungi; Ascomycota; Dothideomycetes; Pleosporales; Pleosporaceae
Exons: 1
Coding region: 41-2383 (780 amino acids)
Source: RefSeq, a predicted model, not a curated record
CGUAUUUCGUGGAUUCGGUAAACACAUUCGAAGAUACGGAAUGAGUUUCGAGGUCAAUGAAGACUCACUUUCAGCGCCGCCUAUCAAAUCACUAACUGAGAACAAAACAAGCUUCUGGGGUAGAUAUGAGUGGCCGUAUGAGGAGUACCGUCGAUUUGAUGCUGUCGCUGGCCUCGAAACAGCCGCUGACGAAACACCGCGGAUGAAAACCGCAUUCUCUGAGCUCACCGAGGUGAAAGAACUUGCACUCUCAAUCGACAGUGGCCUUGGAUGGCUCAAUGGGCCCGACAAGUCUAUACGGGCGCGCAUUUUCCACAGACCUUCCAAUGUUUUUGGAACGAACAAAGCUGUCCCGGACCGUAGGGCCCAAGCUCAACAGGAGCUUUGGAGACACAUUGAUUUAUGCUAUCAGGAAGUCGGCAGUGAUAUCAGACACGCAACUCUCUACAGAAUGGAAGGCCAACGUCCUCUGUCUGAACUCAGAGACGCUGGCCUGUUGGCUGACGCACAACCGGAAAUGCCUUACUUAGAUCCUCAGCUGAUACAUGAGGCAACUCCACACGAUAUCCUUGACAUUCCUAUGCCCACUUCCUUUGAUGACCCAUACGUUUUGGAACGCUUCGUGUCCGCACCCUCUUCAUUAGGUACCGGUAUUUUGUUCGCAUCAUCUGCCUCGCCACCUGAUGCUGGACAAGUCGUGAAUCCGAUCAUACCUGCCAACCUCACUACAGCUCAGCAAGAGUGGUUGCUGGAAACGGAAUGGGCCCAGCGAGCUUUCAUAUCUUCAUACAUGCUCUCUAUCAUCGAUAACCCUUCCACAUUCCAACAGGUGCACACUUUGAAUAUCGCAGGACUUUCUGAUCGCUACUUGUCAAUGCUGAAACGUUCGGAUUUUUGGGAUGCACUACCCAGUCUUUGCGACGUCACUCUUAUGGUAAUACCGGGAUGGCGAACAGUUCACAAGGAUGAGGCCGGCUUCGUUACUACUUCAGCAGUCAAUCCUGUUCUAGGGGCCAAUAUGUUAUUUGCCAUACUUCGCGAUCAUAUCGCUCGCCGCUCAAACGUUCGAAAACUAACAGUCGGCUGGACGGCUGGCGGUGAACAUGCUGAGGGGCUCUAUGCAAGGAACAAACUUCUGUGUCCUGCACCUAUCAUGGACUUGCGGGUUCCUUCGGAUCGUCCUGCAUCUGUCAACCCUGCAGCGCUUGUUGAGGCCGAUGCAGCUCUUUUACGGGCAUUACUCCUUGAGCUGCCCCACAUCGAGAGGUUGAGGCUGAAGAACUGCUGGAUCACUCCUUCCAGCCUGCUGCAAUUUGUCAAAGUCCAUGAUGCAUAUCGCUUGAAGGAAUUGGUACUCGAUUCCGUUUCGCUUACGGCGAUGCUACGUCCCAAUGCUCCUAACGCCAAUGGAAAUUUUGUACCCCAUCAAGCAGUCGCUGUCCAGAAUGCUCCUCCUCAAGCGCCAAUGCCUGCAAUCCCCCAGUUCUUACCUGCCCAUCAACAGAUCCUGCAAGUCUACGUCCAUGCUCAGCAGUUACAACUUCAGCAGCUUCAUGCAAAUGCAGCUGCGCUACAGCAAAACCACAUUGCCGCUCUGCAAGUUCAGUUGCAACAGCAACUCCAGCAGAUGCAGAUGCACAACUUAAUUCUACAACACCAAGGACAGGGACCGAAUCAAGCCCUAGUGCCAGCUCCACUACAAACACCACUGCAAGCCCAACAGCAUCAGCCAAUCCACCCUACUGCGAUUAUCACAAACAUCACUCAUAUCGCUGCUCAAGUAAACCAACUACAUCAUCAGAUUACAGCUGGUCAGCAUCAUCCCUUAGGACAACAACCUAUGCAUGCUCCGAUACCAGCGGCCAAUCUGGCCACCACAGAUUAUCAGUCUCCACUUACGGCAAGGCCCCGCGAAGGAUCAUGGAUGGAUAUCAUCGACCAGAUCUCGCCUGGAACUAAUCUUUCCGAUUUUGAAUCUAACUAUUCCAAGGCUGACUGCAACCGCCAAACGUCUCUUCGAGAGAUUGAGUUCAUAUCGUGCGGUUAUGCCAAACUCACUCACGCUCCGUUCGACCAGACAGCUAUCGACCUAGGUCAGGGUGCUGCCGCCGCUUCACGUCACCCAUGGUUCACCCGGCGCAUGGCCGCCCUUUCUCCUGCAAUGAUGAGCACCAAAUGGACCUAUCUUGCUGACAUCAUACAAGAAGUCAAUUCGUCAGAAUUCACCGUCCUUGAGAAUGGCUGGAACUUGCGAACUGGUUGGGAAGACGACGAGGAAGCGCGCGCUGUUGAGUUUGAUGGUCUUUUUCCUGGUGGUACGGGGCGCUUCACAGGCACCAUACGCUAUUCGGACAGGAUGGUCGAUGAUGUUUCUGGGAUGUAGUGAUGCUUCUGAGCAGUCUUUGCUUUUCAACUAUGUACCAAUACUACCACAAAACGUCGGGAAUUCACUUUGUGACUAGGGAAGAAUGGCUUGCAAUAACAGAAUUCCUGGAAGAACCACUUAAUAACAGCAUUAGGCGGUAUAGGUCUUCAUGUAGUGAUGAGUUAGCACAUGCACUAGUAAAUACAG